Messenger RNA from Closterium sp. NIES-65, 423 nucleotides. Lineage: Eukaryota; Viridiplantae; Streptophyta; Zygnematophyceae; Desmidiales; Closteriaceae. The record is from the annotation of a GenBank genome assembly.
AUGGACCACUUCCUCUCUGUUUGCCCCACCACACUCACCGUUGACCUCCUUGAGGAGCGCCUCCUGGCAGCAGAGAAGAGUAUAGUCGCUGUAGGAGCCUCUCGUGGUGACCCUCGUACCCCCUUCUUUGAGGGGUGCUCCCCCUCCCCCCUCUUGCCCUCUGUUGCCUCUGCUGCUGCGGCCGACCUCGUUGGCCUCGAGUCGGUCGGAGCUGCGUCUGCCCCUAGCGGGAGACGCCGCACCGGCAAAGGCAAAGGGGGCAAGUGUGCUGGAGGAGCUGGCGGGGGCAGUGGAGGUGGCGGUGGAGGCGGUGGAGGGGGUGGGGGUGGUGGUGGGAGUGGUGGCGGGGGUGGAGGCGUCGGUGGCGGUGGGAGCGGAGGCGGCGGAGGUGGCGGUGGGAUCUCGGGCGUGUGUCCCAGGUAG